CGUAACCUUAAAAAUCUAUUAACUCAUUAGCUUAGGUUGAGCUAUGAAACUGUUGCUAACUGUAGCCACACUGUUGGUUCUGAGUGAGCAAUGUCAGGAAAUCCGGAUGAUCGCGAAAGACGGAUCAGUUGUCGUUGGUAGGAGUAUGGAGUUCGCGACAGAGGACAGUUACCUCCUGUCUUUCCCAGCCGGUUCUCAACACAACAUGCCUGAACUUCCAAACUGCGCAGAAUCAUUCGAGUUCGAAAGUAAGUACCACACAUUCACUACAAGGAUGAGGUUACAGAAUGGCAACUGGUCUCAAUUUGAUAGUGAUGGCAUGAACAGUGCUGGACUAUCCGCUAGCGCUCUCCACUUCCCCGAGUUUUCUUACUUUCCAGAAAAUGAAACUGUUCGAGGAGAAAACUGCAGCAAUGCUGUCUCCCAAAUCCGACUCGUCGAGUACGUUCUGGCCAGCUUCGCCAAUGUCCAUGAAAUUAGAGAAGCCAUUGACAACAACACAUUCCCCAUGGUCUACUCAGAGGAAGACUUCAACAUGACUCACCCAGUUCACUAUCAGUUUGUUGACAACAGUGGUGAAGGAAUGGUCCUGGAGUACACAAAAGAGGGAGGAAGAAGGAUGCACAACAACACAAUCGGUGUGUUCACCAACUCCCCAACCUUUGAUUGGCACAUGGAAAAUCUGAGGAACUACCCACAGCUUCGAAACAAGAACAGGGAGGGAUUCAGCUACGACUUUGAAGGUGAAAAGUUCUUCCUUCCCUCUGGAUCGGGUUCAGGAUUAGCUGGUAUUCCUGGUGAUUACAUGUCUUCUUCCAGGUUUGUCAAAGCUGCUGCUCUGCUCAGAUUUGCUGACAAACCACAAUACAGGAGUGAUGCCGUGAUGCAAACAUUCCACUUGAUGAACGCUGCUGAUAUUCCCAAAGGAGUCAUCAGAGACCACAAGAAGUCUGAUCACGAGGAUUAUGUUCUCUCAGACUCUAUGUAUGUGGUGGUGAAGAGCUUGUCAGAUGGUUGCAUGUACUACCGGGCUUACCAUGACAUCUCCGUCCGACGAAUCUGCUUCAGCAACAUGCCCAUGGACGAGAUGAGAUUUAAGAAUAUGGAGAGAAGAUGGCAAAACAGCUAUGACGACAUCAAUACCGAUAAUAUGGAAGCCUUUGAGUUCAAUGACUCAAACUAAUAACGACAAUUGUAAUAGAAUAGUAAAGAAACUGUUAUUUUCGUACACUGAAUGAUUGUUUGUACACUGAAUGAAUUUGAAAUAGAGGGAAUAAAUUUCGCAACAUUUGUGGUUUUUUUAAAUUGAUAUUUUGGUUAUUAUAUUUCAUACGAAAUAGGAAUUGAUUUAUUUUGAUACAUUAUUUUCAAAAACUUUUUUCA
Molecule: messenger RNA, 1383 nt
Organism: Bolinopsis microptera
Lineage: Eukaryota; Metazoa; Ctenophora; Tentaculata; Lobata; Bolinopsidae
Product: conjugated bile acid hydrolase-like
Exons: 1
Coding region: 44-1183 (379 amino acids)
Source: RefSeq, a predicted model, not a curated record